Podospora anserina S mat+ is the source of this 423-nucleotide messenger RNA. RefSeq lists its product as uncharacterized. The transcript has 3 exons. The record is from RefSeq and is a predicted model, not a curated record. Bases 1 to 423 code for a protein of 140 amino acids. Gene Ontology annotation, molecular function: protein dimerization activity. Gene Ontology annotation, biological process: DNA-templated transcription. Lineage: Eukaryota; Fungi; Ascomycota; Sordariomycetes; Sordariales; Podosporaceae.
AUGGCUGCUAGACCUGACUCGGAGGACAUCGCCAUGGACGAUGCGCCCACUUCUCACCAGCCUGAGGUUAAGGAUGAUACUAUGGUCGAUGAUGCGGGCGAGGACGUAGAGGAGGAGGAGGAUUAUGAGGAGGAGGAGGAGGAGGAGGAGGAGGAGGAGGUUCAGAGGGUGAAACUGCUUCCUGGGUCAACGGAAACUGCUGCCUCGUUCGAGUUUUCCAAUGAGGGUCACACACUCGGCAAUGCUCUCAGAUAUGUCAUCAUGAGAAAAAUUAGGAUGCUGAUACCACCAUCAGAAGGAACGACCGCAAUCGAAGCUCUUGAGAAGGGCCUCCGGGACAUUCAGGAGCUCUGCGACGUCGUCACUGACAAGUUUGUGGCGGCGGCAGACGACUUUGAGAAGAAGAAGGCCGCUACUGCAUAG